AUGCAACGGUGCGUCGUCGUGGGUCGUCGUUACCCUUCCUCCUCCUCCGCGAUCAUCGAGAAGAACGAGAGAGAGAAGAAGAAGAAAUGCAGUCGUCGCUUUCGUCGGUCGUCGACCGUGGUGGGAAACAACAACGACAACGACGACGACGGAAGAAGAAGAAAUCAAAUCAAUCUCAAAGCGAACGAAAGAGCGAACGAACGCAGGAAACAGGCGGUGAUUGAACUCUCAAAAAGAGAGGAAGCGUGCAAAGGGUACUGCAAUUUAUGCGGCAAGACGCACACUUUGGAAAGAACGCGGGAGGCGGAAGAGGUAGCGAAAGCGUUGCUCGAGAAGUUGCGGAAGCAGAAAUCGGUCUCGGACGAGGACGAAAGUGGUCAGUUUUUAGUCGAGGACGUGUACGACCAACGAACCGGGGGUAAAAUGAUUGGCGUGCUCCUGUGCGAAACGACGACGACGACGACGACGACGACGAGUGAGAGGAAAGUGUUGAAAGCGUUUAGCGGACAAUGGAUGGGCGAGUGGGUGGUUCCCGGGUGGUGUCCUCCGUUGGCGCGGUUGACGCACGACAGUUUAGAAUACAUCGAGGAGAGGGAAAAGAUUGAGAAGUUGUCGGAGGAAAUUAAAAGGUUGGAGAAAGAAGCGUCGUGGUCGUCGUCGGGGUCGAGUGGCACGGCCGCGACGGCCGUGACGGAGUUGAAGACGAAACGGAAGAAUAUGUCGAGGGCGCUGUUGGAAAGGAUUUGGGAUUCGUACAGUUUGCCGAGUUUUAGAAAAGAGAGGAAGAUGAGUGAGGGUGAUGACGAUGAUAACAGCGAUAACAGUAAUAGUAGUAGUAUUCGUAGUAGUAGCGAUAUUGAAAACAAUAGAAGGAAGCUCGUGGAGCUGAACAUUAGGAAGUGUUACUACGGCGACGCGUCAAAGUUGCCGUGCGGAUGCGGCGAUUGCGCGGCGCCGAAAUUGUUGGCGGAAUGCGCGAGGAAAGGGUGGAAACCGAUUGCGAUUGCAGAGACGUGGAUGGGACCGAACGUGAAGAGAGGAGCAGGUUUGCGCGAAGAAGGCGUGUUUUAUGGGGCGUGUUUGGAACGGUGUCGUCCUAUACUUGGACACAUGCUCUGCGACGCGGCAUUAGAGUUAGAAUAG
Molecule: messenger RNA, 1143 nt
Organism: Bathycoccus prasinos
Lineage: Eukaryota; Viridiplantae; Chlorophyta; Mamiellophyceae; Mamiellales; Bathycoccaceae
Product: pseudouridine synthase
Exons: 1
Coding region: 1-1143 (380 amino acids)
Source: RefSeq, a predicted model, not a curated record